Molecule: messenger RNA, 2700 nt
Organism: Thamnophis sirtalis
Lineage: Eukaryota; Metazoa; Chordata; Lepidosauria; Squamata; Natricidae
Gene: SOCS2
Product: suppressor of cytokine signaling 2
Biological process (GO): intracellular signal transduction; phosphatidylinositol phosphate biosynthetic process
Cellular component (GO): phosphatidylinositol 3-kinase complex
Molecular function (GO): 1-phosphatidylinositol-3-kinase regulator activity
Source: RefSeq, a predicted model, not a curated record
CUUGAAAGCAGCCGGUCAGCCAUCCUCGAAAUCCCCGGCCAGGUGGCAGCUGGGUGAGCCGCUUUCCCGGCGGGUGCCGCUGCCCCUCGUGUGCAAUGGGGAAGUCAGGACAAUAGGAAGGAGGCAGAGAAAAGCGGACGCCCCUCGCCCAUCCCAGCAGCGAACGGAUCGCCUCUCCGAGGGAUGCUCCUCCGUAAGUGAAGAUUCGGAGCGGCGGAUUUCGACGGAAGCUCUCGCCCGGCCCUGGUUCUCCUCAGAGCUGCAGGUCCCUGAGGGCGGCGGUCAGAUGGGCUGGGGCAGCCGCCGGGAGCUCUGGUAAGGGCCCGCCGCUCCUUGCUUUCCCCCUCACGCCCGUGGUCUCCGCCCCAAAUGACCCUGCGCUCGGCCGAAUCCUCGGAUGGCACCGACAGGGCUGGGCCCCAAUGGGAAGCUGGAGGAGCUUCGGCGGAACCUGCUGAAGGGGAGCGCCUGGACUCUGCCAUGAGGGAGCUGAGAUGCGCGGGAUGGUAUUGGGGAAACAUGAGUGUGGCAGAAGCAAAGGAAAGAUUACAAGAUACAUCUGAAGGGACUUUCUUGAUCAGAGAUAGCUCUCACUCAGAGUAUUUACUUACUAUUUCAGUUAAAACCUCAGUAGGUCCUACCAACUUACGAAUAGAAUUUCAAGGUGGUAAAUUCCGUCUGGAUUCUGUUAUCUGCAUCCGAUCAAAGCUCCAGCAAUUUGACAGUGUGGUUCAUCUAAUUGAAUAUUAUGUCCUUAUGUGCAAGGACAGAAGAAUGGUCUCCGAAAUACCUUCCAAUGGAACAGUCCAUCUUCAUUUAAAUAAACCUCUCUAUCAUUCAACACUGUCUCUACAGCAUCAGUGUAGAAUUGCAAUAAACAGACAUACAAGUAAAAUCCAGGAACUUCCAUUACCAACAAGAUUGAAGGAAUUCUUAAAGGAAUAUCGAUAUCGGGUAUAAGAAUCUACUCAGACUCAUUUUAAGAAAACAGGUCCUAAAUACAAUUUGUGAGAAAUCAAAAUCUUCAGCUGCAUGAACGUAUUGUAUAGGUCAUUGUGAAAAUGGUAUGUUAUUGUGUGUGUUUGUAGAUUUGAGUAGAGGACUUGGAUUUAGCUUUCCACUAUUAAAACUUUGGUGCUCAGUAAAGUCCCUGAUGCUAUUAGAAUUACAAGCUAAGGGAAAAUGUGUUUCAGUGGGAACAAGUGCCUACAAGACAAUGGUUCAUUGCUCUUUAAUACCUAUGCACUCACUUUGUUCUAAAAAUAAAUGAGGCAGUUCGGUAAGGUUCUCUUACAGAAAGUCAUCUUAUAAAAUAUUACUAAAUCCCAAUCCAAAUGAUGUGGCUGUCCUUCAAAAUAACUUCUGAACAAUGUGGACCAGUCAGUGAUACCAUGGAUACCUUAAAAUAAUCUAUGGUCCUCAUUCUGAGAGCGUAUUACAUUCAUCAGUAUUUUGAAAUAUUAAGAAAGAUUUGCCAAUUCCUAGUGACCAUUUACAGUUGAAUGCUCCCCUCAUAUCAGAAGGGCUAAGAGGAGGGUAGGCAUCUGGAUUUCAGCAGCAAAUGACUAAUAACUCUGCAAUUAGGUCACUGUAAACCUUUUAUGAAGUUACAAAGGGAACAUACAUUUUGGGCAAUAAAUUUCCAGCUAGCAUAAAAGAUUGGCUGGAGAGACUCACUGUCUGAGAUUAUAUCAGUCUAAGGCUCCUGAUUAUGUAUUUUGCACAUUCUUAAUUAUAAUUUACAUAUUAAUAAAUAGUAAGCAUUUAUUUCCUAAUAAUAUAGCACUCGAGUGUUUUCUUAUUAAAAACCUAUCUAGCAGUUCUUCCUGAUUAUGAAUGCAUGAAACUUUUUUUUAGGAGGGGGGAGGUGCCUUCAAGUCCAUGUGACUCUUUGCAACUAUCUAGUCAAGUCUUGCAGUUUCCUUGGCAAAGUUUUUGGAAAAUGGCUUGCAAUUGCUUUCUUUCUAAGGCUGAGAGAAAGAGAGAGAAAGACUGACCGAAGAUCACCAGUUGGCUUGGAACUAGAACUUAUGAUUUUCUGAUUUCGAGCCUGAUGCCUUAACUACUACAUCAUACUGGUGUUCUUACAAAAGCUAUAGAGCAAUUUUAUCCAUUUUACUCAGAUUGUAAGCUUAGCAUUAUAGCAAAGUUUUAUUUGAACAGUCAAAAUGGGAUUAAAUUUCUAGGUAAGAUAUAAGGCAGUCAAUCACACAUGAACUCUAGUCACUCUGGGGAGCUACAACAAUCUCCUUCAUACACUUAGCUUCCAAAGCUUCACAAGCUCCACCCAAGCUUUCAGUAUAGUCUCCACAAAGCCUCCCUAAAUGGUAACUUUAAUCUAAAAGAAAGGGAAGUAUGAUAUACAUGGGAGUAACCAUGUCAGGCCAGAAACAACGGGUGGGGGAUGAGACAGGUGGAAUCAAUCAUUCCUAAUUUAAGGCAAGGUAAAUUAAAAUCUUAUUCCAAAGUAUGGCUGAAAAAACAAAGGUCAUAUUAUUCCUCUUAUAGGGACUCGGUGAAUACAUUACAUUGAGGUAAUGUACCACUAUUUGUGUUAGCACAGACUCUUUUUCUAGAUCCAUAACAUCAGUAACACAUCUCCCUCGAAUGAAGCUUUAUAAAUAUCUAGACCAGUGGUAGUCAACCUGGUCCCUACCGCCCACUAAUGGGCGUUCCAGCUUUCAUGGUGGGCAGUAGGGG